Messenger RNA from Anopheles stephensi (Asian malaria mosquito), 927 nucleotides. RefSeq names its product farnesol dehydrogenase-like. The transcript has 2 exons. Lineage: Eukaryota; Metazoa; Arthropoda; Insecta; Diptera; Culicidae. Gene Ontology annotation, molecular function: oxidoreductase activity. The record is from RefSeq and is a predicted model, not a curated record. Bases 128 to 865 code for a protein of 245 amino acids.
UAAUGCGUGCACAUCAUCGUACGUAGUCGCUAUCCAACCGUCGAACGUAAACGAAUCGUUCUUCGGAAUAGUUCUUCAAGUGCUUUAAAUUUUGUCAAACGUCAAACGCCAAAAGGUUAGAACAGUGAUGGAACGCUGGCAAGGCAAGGUAGCGAUCGUGACGGGCGCCAGCUCGGGAAUUGGUGCUGCAACCGUAAAAGCGCUCGCCAACGCGGGCAUGAUCACCUUCGGCCUAGCGCGCCGUGUCGAGCGGGUUGAGGAGCUGAAAAGUGAACUUCCAGCAGAUGUGCGCGACCGGCUACACGCUGUCCAGUGUGACAUAACGAAGGAGGAAGACAUUUUGGCCGCUUUCCGCCAAGUGGAGGAAAAAUGUGGAGGCGUUGAUGUGCUGAUCAAUAAUGCUGGUGUCGCGCGAACGGUCGGUGUGCUGGAUGCCGGCAACACGCAAGCUGUGCGGGAUGUGAUCGAUACGAAUUUGGUUGGGCUGGCACUGUGCAGCCGGGAAGCGUUCCAAUCGAUGAAGAAACGUUCGGUCGAUGGACACAUCAUUCACAUCAACAGCAUUCUUGGCCACUGUGUGCUGCCGAUGGGAACGCUUAACGUGUAUCCGGCAACCAAGUACGGUGUGACGGCACUGACGGAAACGAUGCGCCACGAGCUACGUUUGGCGGGGACCAAAAUCAAAGUCACGAGCAUUAGCCCCGGUUUGGUGAGAACGGAAAUCAUACCGAACAGUGCCGCCAUUUCCGAGAUGCCCAUCCUCGAGCCGGAAGACAUUGCGAGCGCCAUUCUAUACGCACUGGGCACUCCACCGAGAGUACAAGUGCACGAGAUAACGAUUAAACCGGUGGGCGAAAGUAUGUAAAACUGUUUCGAGUUGGAAUUUUAAUGGACAAUAAAAGGAAAUUAAAAAUACGUUAAAGCAUA